Brassicogethes aeneus is the source of this 1099-nucleotide messenger RNA. The record is from the annotation of a GenBank genome assembly. Lineage: Eukaryota; Metazoa; Arthropoda; Insecta; Coleoptera; Nitidulidae.
AUUUUUGUUGAUUUAAAGAUUCCAACCUAACAAACUAUUUUUAAAUAAAAAUCUAAAAAUGUUUAAAAAAAUAGGAAAAUUCGCUUUAGUCGGCUCCGUAGGCGUAAGUUGUUUCAUAGCAGGGACCUAUUACGAUAAUUUUAAACCUUUCGAGACUGAAACCAUUAAAAAACUACCCGGUUUACCGUUUUUUGGAACCGUAUCAGCUGCCACAAGUUUUCCUCCACCACCAAUAGAAAGUAAAGCAAACAGAGUCUCACAAAUUAUGAAAUAUGGAUUUCCUGGCUAUGACAAUAUACGUUCUUUCGACGAUUAUGUUUUAAGUUAUGAUCAUAGAACUAAAGUUGCCCAUUGGGUCUUUGAACACCUAACAAGUGAAAGUGUUAAGCGUAAUGAGACAGUGGAUAGAGCAAAGUGCGAAUUUAAGCCGGAUGAAAGUAUACACACUUACUUUAGGUCCAAUAAUAGUGAUUAUAAAGGAUCGGGAUAUGACAGGGGGCACAUGGCUGCAGCAGGUAACCAUAAACGUGAUCAAAAACAUGUUGAACAGACUUUUUACUUGACCAAUAUGGCACCUCAGGUUGGAAGAGGUUUUAAUAGAGAUUCCUGGAAUAGAUUGGAAAAAUAUGUUAGAAAAUUGACAAAAGCUUAUGUAAAUGUAUACUGCUGUACAGGACCCCUAUUUUUACCUAGAAAGGAGUCUGAUGGCAAAAAAUAUAUUACUUACGAAGUAAUUGGCGCAAAUAAUGUUGCUGUUCCAACACACUUUUAUAAGGUGGUAGUAGGGGAAACCCAAGAUGGAAAAUUAGAAAUGGAGGCUUAUGUAAUGCCAAAUCAAGUGAUAGAUGAUAAUGUUCCCUUAAGCAGUUUUCAAGUUCCUCCAGAAAGCAUAGAAAAAGCUGCAGGUUUACUUUUCUUUGAUGUUGCAAGGAAUAAAAUUAGUAAAAUAAAUGGAAAGAAAAACUAAUUUGUCUCCUUUUUAGAAAAAUAAUAUUUGUAUUUCAUACAAACUUUUAGUUUAAUUAUAUUUAUUUGUUGUUUUUAAAUGUUGAUUUGUCUGGUUUUUAACAAAAUAAUAUUUGUUUACAUACAAACUUAA